UGUGACUAGUAUAGUCCGUCCAUCAUUUGCUUUGGAGUCGAAUUGUUGACUGCAAACUAUUUGCGUGGAAUCUCCUCUCCCGUGAGCGAUGAGAAACCCACUGGCCGCGCGCCUCGUGCGUAUUCUUGCAUUGAGCGCCGCGUGGACUUCGUCAACUGAUCCGGGCUUAGCGUGUGAGAAAGACUGGCUCCCUUUCGGCUCCUGUUGCUACAAGAAGAUGGAGACCCCCAACGGUUGGCUGGGGGCUCGGCAUGACUGCAUCUGGGAGGGCGGCGACCUGGUCUCCAUCGCCUCGUCGGACGAGGAAGCCUUUGUGAAGAAGGAAAUGGGCAAGAACCGCUUCUGGAUCGGACUCUCCAAUCUGAAUUGCAACGAGGCUAGGUGUCAGUAUGACAAGGAGCAAAAGGAGCUGACUUGGUCCGAUGUCCGCGUGACGGCGAGCUACUCCAACUGGGACAACCGUCAGGUUGAAAGCUCCGAAGUCGAGUCCUGCGCGUUCGUCAACCAAGGCGAGACGACCGGGUCUCAGCUAGGGAAGUGGCGACACGGCUCGUGCGGAUCCUCGUUGCCAUACAUGUGCGAGCGCUCGCCGGACGACUGCCCGGAGGGCCGACAGUGUUCCUUAAAAGACUUUGGUUACGAUCGAGUGGAGACCUCCUCCUGCGACCCCGGCGAAUUACUGUUCAACGAUUCUUGCUAUCAUUUCUCUACGAAUACUCACUAUUGGAAGGAAGCUGAGGACUUCUGCAAGACACGCAACAGUCAUCUGCCCAGCGUCCACUCAGAGGACAAAGUCAAAUUCUUGUCAGGUGAGCGCCAAGACAAACCGACAAUUCCUCGAUCAUCCCGCAAUGCUCACCAGCAUCUUUGUAACUUGCGCUUGUUCUGCUUUUCUCAAGGUCACUUAAGAGACAAUUACUGUUCUUGGGUGGGACUCAGGAAUAGGAAGGACAAUUUUAAGUUCACUGACGGAACAUCUACCGCCGACGCCCCAGGAUUGCAAUUACUGGACAGUCUAAACUGCGUUGGUGUGGAUUCCAGUGAUGCAGUUCUUCAUACAUACAGCUGCACCAAUAACCCAUUUCUAGCCAUCUGCCAAAAAGGUCUGAAAGUCACGACGGCUCCCUUUGCCCUUUCACGCGCGCGCUCAUACUUGAUCCCUCUUGCAGCCAAGGUUCGAGAGGUUGUUACUGCUCAUUCGUCGUCAAUAUUCAGGCCAGGCUGGAGCAAAAAGUGCGGCCGGUGGAUGGGCAACCCAUCCAACGAUUUCUGCUACCUGAUGAGCCGCAACCAUGCCGUGACCUGGCAGAAGGCGCGAGACAAAUGCGUCGACCACGGAGGCGACCUGCUCAGCAUUGCGGACGACACUGAACAGAAUUUCAUACGAGGUAUGUACGGCGCUUUCGUGACCAGUCCCACUCUGUGGUUGGGCGCCAAUGCCUAUAUCACUGAAGGCAGCACUGAUGGAUCCCCGUUCACUUACAAAAACCUGACAGCAGAAAAUGCCGGUGACGCCACUGGCGGACGCUGCCUUUACUUUGUCACCCACAACGGUGGCUGGAAAUUUCACCAUUGCCAACGAAACAGCAGCUACAUCUGCAAGAGAAGAGGAAGAGUCGAUCAGAAGUCAUGUGAUAUGGCCGACGGCUGGCUCCCUUUCGGCUUCAGUUGCUACAAGAAGAUGGCGACCCCCAACGGUUGGCUGGGGGCUCGGCAAGACUGCGUCUGGGAGGGCGGCGACCUGGUCUCCAUCGCCUCGUCGGACGAGGAAGCCUUCGUGAAGGAGAAAAUGGGCAUCGACCCCUUCUGGAUCGGACUCUCCAAUCUGAAUUGCGACGAGGCUUGGUGUCGGUAUGACAAGGAGCAAAAGAAGAUGACUUGGUCCAAUGUCCGCGUGAUGCCGACCUACUCCAACUGGGACUCGCGUCAGGUUGGAAGCUCCGACGUAGAGUCCUGCGCAUACGUCAACCAAGGCGCGUGGACUGAGCCAGGAAAGUGGCGACACGGCUCGUGCAGAUCCUCGUUGGCGUUCAUGUGCGAGCGCUCCUUGCUCGAAUGCCCGGAGGGCCGGCCGUGUUCCUUGAAAGACUUUGGUUACCUUCGAGUGGAGACUUCCUCCUGCGACCCUGGCGAAUUCCUGUUUGACGAUUCUUGCUAUCGUUUCGAGGAGGCGAGGAAGGUGCAGAGGGCCGCCGAGAGGUUUUGCAAAGGACACAAAGGUCACCUGGCCAGCGUCCUCUCAGCGGAGGAAGGCAAUUUCUUGGCAGCUCACAUGCGAGAUGCAGGAAGAUCUCAGCCUUUUGUGGGACUGAAGAAGAAGAAAAACAACUUUGAGUGGAUUGACGGAAAAUCUUCAGACUACGUCACGAAGUUGGUGGGAAAAAAGUCUACAGGACUCAAAGAGUGCUUUGCUCUGUCAGCUUCUGGACAAUUUGAUGAGUGGUCCUGCGCUGAAAAGCUGCCAUCUAUCUGCAAAAAAGCCAAGGUCCAAGGGGCUCUCCCUGUUUUGCCGUCAUCAACAUGGGGACCAGGCUGGAGCAAAAAGUGCGGCUGGUGGAUGGACAACCCGUCCGACGACUUCUGCUACCUGAUCAACGGCAACCGUGCCAAGACCUGGCAGGAGGCGCGAGAUGACUGCGUCGGCCUCGGAGGCGACCUGCUCAGCAUCACCCACUCUGAUGAACAGACCUUCAUACAAGGUCUGUACGCCCGUUCUCUGAGCAGUCCCACUCUGUGGUUGGGCGCCAACGCCAAUAUCACUAACGGCAUCGAGUGGAUUGACGGAUCGAUGUCCACUUACACAAACCUGAACACAGGCAUCGCCGGAGAAGGCCCCGGUGGAAACUGCCUUUCCUUGCUCACUGCCGACGGCCGCUGGGCAAAAGCCGAUUGUGAGGAGAAGCGCAGCAGCUACAUCUGCAAGAGAAGAGGAAGAGCCAUUCCUAAAUCAGCAUGUGAGAAGGGGUGGAGUCUUCACCAGUCCAGUUGCUACAAGAAGAUGGAGACCCCCAACGGUUGGCUGGGGGCUCGGCACAACUGCUUCUGGGAGGGCGGCGACUUGGUCUCCAUCGCCUCGUCGGACGAGGAAGCCUUUGUGAAGAAGGAAAUGGGCAAGAACCCCUUCUGGAUCGGACUCUCCAAUCUGAAAUGCGACGAGGCUUGGUGUCGGUAUGAUAAGGAGCAAAAGGAGAUGACUUGGUCAGAUGUCCGCGUGAUGGCGAGCUACUCCAACUGGGACUCGCGUCAGGUUAGAAGCUCCGACGUAGAGUCCUGCGCGUACGUCAACCAAGGCUCGUGGACCGAGAGUCAGCCAGGAAAGUGGCGACAAGCCUCGUGCGGAUCCUCCUUGGCCUUCAUGUGCGAGCGCCCGAUGGACGACUGCCCAAAGGGCCGGCAGUGUUCCUUGAAAGACUUUGGUUACGAUCGAGUGGAGACUUCCUCCUGCGACCCCGGCGACUUCCUGUUCGACGAUUCCUGCUAUCAUUUUGAGUGGAUACGUAAGAAUUGGCACUCGGCUGAGAUAUUUUGCACAGAAAAAAAAAGUCACUUGGCCAGCGUCCACUCAGAGGACGAAAUCAAAUUCUUGGCUGCUCACGUGCGAGAUGAUAAAGGAUAUUGGCCUUUCAUGGGACUCAAGAAGAACAAAGACAAGAAAUUUUCCUGGAGCGACACAACGUCUGCAGACUACGUCACGCUGAGGGGAGAACAGUCUCCAGGACGCGGUGACUGCUUUGCUCUGUCAGCUUCUGGACAAUUUCAUCAGUGGCCCUGCACUGAAGAUCAGCCAUCUGUCUGCAAAAAAGCCAAAAUCCGAGAGGUUCGCCAUGAUGAGCCGCAAGCAGGCCGGAUCGAAAAAUGCGGCUCGUGGGUGGAGAACCUAUUGAAGGACAUCUGCUACCUGGUCAACCGCAACCAUGCCAAGACCUGGCAGGAGGCGCGAGACGACUGUGUCCGCCUCGGAGGCGACCUGCUCAGCAUCACUGACAACACGGAGCAGACCUACAUACUAGGUAGGCAUAUGGGCUCGAUCGGUACUGUUGGUUGA
Syngnathus acus (greater pipefish) is the source of this 4045-nucleotide messenger RNA. Its product is annotated as macrophage mannose receptor 1-like. The record is from RefSeq and is a predicted model, not a curated record. Bases 89 to 4045 code for a protein of 1318 amino acids. Lineage: Eukaryota; Metazoa; Chordata; Actinopteri; Syngnathiformes; Syngnathidae. Gene Ontology annotation, molecular function: signaling receptor activity. The transcript is spliced from 30 exons.